CUCGGCCCUCUGUCUUUUCCCCUGGUGGUAACUGGCACAAUACCUACACCUUUAAGAGGCUUGGUUACGUCUGAAAAAAAUUCCAGAGCAGCCGUUUAAGAGCGGAUGCUUGAAACUUGCUCAAAUUGGUCCAGGCCGCAUAAGGGGCGGGGUAUAGCAAACUCCACAGAAGUGAUGGGCCUUCCUGCGGCUCCGCCCCGGUAAGCAAUCGCUAACCUGACCUGUGAUUGGUCACAGCCUCUGGAGGCGGGCCUAAGUUGAGCGCGGGUUUCCUCUCAGCAGUUGAGCCUGCAGUCGUGGGCGACAUGUCCAGUGCAGGUGGGGAAGAGCGUAGGGACAGCGGAGGAGACGGCACUAAUGCUUGCAGCCUCUUCAGCUUCAGCCCGGAGCCCACGCUCGAGGACAUCCGCCGCCUCCAUGCUGAGUUUGCUGCUGAAAGAGACUGGGACCAGUUCCACAAGCCUCGGAACCUCCUCCUGGCCUUGGUGGGGGAAAGUGGGGAGUUGGCAGAGCUCUUUCAGUGGAAGCCUGAUGAGGAGCCUGGCCCCCAAACCUGGCCCCCCAAGGAACGGGCAGCCCUUCAGGAGGAGCUCAGCGAUGUCCUCAUCUACCUGGUAGCAUUAGCAGCCCGCUGCCGUGUGGACCUGCCCCAAGCAGUGCUCUCCAAGAUGGACACAAACCGGCGACGCUACCCAGCACAUCUGUCCCGUGGCUCCUCCCGCAAAUACACGGACUUGCCCCAUGGGGCCACCUCUGAAGACCAGACCGUGGGGACUACAGACCUUGCCUGUGAAUCCACACGCCAGGAGGCCUCAGCCUAGAACCGUGGACCCACCACCUGCAACUCAGCAUGGCAUCUGAGGAACAGGUGGUUGCCUGGCCAUGGAACCUCAUUCUAGCCCUUUCUUUCCAGCUCACUGGCCUGGCAGCCCAACGUCUGAGGUCUGAGGCUCAAGAACCUCUGGAAGACAGCUUCUUGGUACUCCUCUCUCAAUAAAAGUUUUGUCUAGCAA
Phyllostomus hastatus (greater spear-nosed bat) is the source of this 1013-nucleotide messenger RNA. Its product is annotated as dCTP pyrophosphatase 1-like. NCBI's taxonomy places the organism in Eukaryota, Metazoa, Chordata, Mammalia, Chiroptera, Phyllostomidae. Gene Ontology annotation, molecular function: nucleoside triphosphate diphosphatase activity. Gene Ontology annotation, biological process: nucleoside triphosphate catabolic process. The record is from RefSeq and is a predicted model, not a curated record.